AUGGAAAGAAUAUGCGAAAACAGACAUUCGGAUGGUUUGCCAGCGUUAGCCAUACAAUGGGGACCUGUAGGCGGAGUUGGUGUACUUUCUGAUGUAUUUGAGAGUAACCCAUCCGCUGUUGUUCGAGGAUGUGGUUUUCAAGAAAUCAAAUCCUGUUUGGAAACACUAGACUGCUUAAUGAAACACCACUAUUGUGUUAUUAGCAGCAUAAUUGUAGGAGAAAAACAAACAACUGCAGAUUCUGACAUUGUAACUAAAAUAUCCAAUGCAAUGGGUAUUAAAGAUCUUGAGGCUAUAUGUUUAACGUGGACUUUACCAGAACUUGGAAUGGAUUCAAUUUUAGCACUGGAAAUAAAACAAAUUCUUGAAACGGAGUUCAAUACUUUCUUUACAACAGAAGAACUACAAUCCAUGAGCUUUGCAAAAUUGAUUCGUUUGAAAGAAAAUAAAAACAACACUUCGGUUCCAGGUAAUGACAAUGCAGUAAUUCACGAACAGUCAUUACAAUUGCAUCACCUCAAUAAUGAAGAAGUGUGGGUUCGGCCAAUUUUGCAAAUACCAUUUAUCGAAGGUAAAAUUCAAGAGCCGACCUUAGCUGAUGACAAACCAACUGUUUUUGUAUUCCCCGGAAUAGAAGGUCAGUUGGGUUAG
This is a messenger RNA of Planococcus citri (citrus mealybug), 651 nucleotides long. Its product is annotated as fatty acid synthase-like. Gene Ontology annotation, biological process: fatty acid biosynthetic process. The transcript is spliced from 4 exons. The record is from RefSeq and is a predicted model, not a curated record. Bases 1 to 651 code for a protein of 216 amino acids. NCBI's taxonomy places the organism in Eukaryota, Metazoa, Arthropoda, Insecta, Hemiptera, Pseudococcidae. Gene Ontology annotation, molecular function: fatty acid synthase activity.